Molecule: messenger RNA, 3474 nt
Organism: Scleropages formosus (Asian bonytongue)
Lineage: Eukaryota; Metazoa; Chordata; Actinopteri; Osteoglossiformes; Osteoglossidae
Gene: pkd2
Product: polycystic kidney disease 2
Exons: 15
Coding region: 561-3320 (919 amino acids)
Biological process (GO): detection of mechanical stimulus; release of sequestered calcium ion into cytosol; potassium ion transmembrane transport
Cellular component (GO): membrane
Molecular function (GO): muscle alpha-actinin binding; potassium channel activity; calcium ion binding
Source: RefSeq, a predicted model, not a curated record
UCUUUGCACGGUAUCCAGACGCCAUGUCCCCGCCGCCGCGCUCGCGCUGGAACAAGAUGGCUGCGCGUGGAGCGGGAGCGAGAAAACACUGAAACACACAGACAAACGUCUAAAGUGGGAAAAAUAUUCUUUUUUUUUUAUUAAAAAAAAAAAAAACAGUUUUUGCUGUUAGAGGCAGAAAGCCGCGCGAGCGCAGUUAAAACUCAUGACUGCGGAUGAGAAGAUCCGGGAUAAGUUGCUUCCUUUUUCCAUCUGUUUUUCUUUAGGCUAACUGCACUAAAGUUACACAAUUAGAUCUAAAGUUACUCUAAAAAGUACCUUUACAAACUUAAGUUAGAUGUUACCCGUAAAGAUCCGCUGCUUAGUUUCAGCUGUUUUUUCUAGAGUCGGGUCUCGAUCAUCAUAACGUCGUGUUGUUACUAUAGUUUAGGACGGUUAAAAGUUUUUAAAAAAAUAUUUUGUAUGUAUACGAAAAUAUUUACAGCAUUUCUACAAAUCCUGGCGCCAGCGAAUUAACACGUCAUCAUCCAUAUACUUAUUGAUCUGGGUAUUGAUUGGGUAUGAGUUUGAGUCGCGGGCGCUCCCAGCAGUCGCAGCCUCACACGGGCGCUUCUCCGAACCCCCGCAUGGACCCCAGCGAGGGCAUAGAGAUGGAGAGGAUCCACCACCACCAGGACCUGGGGCUGGGGGCUUCCAUGGGAGCCCCUCUGGGAACCCCCAGCCCCCCCUCCUCCAGCUCGAGGCAGGCCUGGAGUCGCGACAACCCAGGGUUCGAGCCCGAGGAGGAGAUGCUAGAGGCGGACUGGCCUCCGGCGGGCUCGGCCAGAAGGUCCGUGUCCAUUGCCUCCAGCAGCAGCAGCAGCACCAGCAGCGGCCUGGGCAGUUUGCACGGAGAUGGGGGCAGCAGCCAGACCCAAAGGGGUCUCUACCCAACACCACCCGUGGAUGUCCACCAGCACCCAGGCAGGCGUGACCACCGCAGCUGUGGGAAAAGGAUCCUGGAGAAAAUAAGAAUUCUGUGGGGAACACGUCUGAUGGAGGACAGCGACAGCAGCAGGGAGAGGUACCUGAAGAACGUCCUCCGGGAGAUGCUCACCUACAUCGCCUUCCUCGUCACCUUGUGCUUCCUGCAGUACGGUAUGGUGAGUUCCAGCAUGUUCUACUAUACUAAGGUGAUGACACAGCUGUUCCUGGACUCGCCGCUGUCCAGCGACAACAGAGCCAGUUUCAGAAACCUCGCUACCAUGGAUGAGUUCUGGAAGUUCACAGAGGGUCCACUUCUGAACGGUCUCUACUGGGAGGUUUGGUACAACAACAAGACCAUCGCAGAGAACCAGAGUUUCAUUUACUAUGAGAACCUGCUGCUGGGGGUCCCUCGCCUGCGCCAGGCAAGGGUCGGGAAUAAGUCCUGCGUUGUCCACGAGGACCUGAGGAGCGAGGUGCAGGACUGCUUUGCUCCCUACUCCUCCGCCAACGAGGAAAGGUCGCCCUUCGGCCUCGGGAACGGCACGGCUUGGCUGUACACCGACGCCAGCCGGAUGAAUGGAAGCCACCACGCUGGCCUCGUGGCCACCUACGGUGGGGGAGGGUACUACGAGGACCUGUCCCGCACCAGAGAGGAGACGGCUACUCAGCUGCGCUCACUCAAGGACAACCUGUGGCUGGACCGGGGCACCCGUGCAGUCUUCAUCGACUUCUCUGUCUACAACAGCAACAUCAACCUCUUUUGUAUUGUCAGGCUGCUGGUGGAGUUUCCUGCAACCGGGGGCGCUCUCACGUCGUGGCAGUUCCAGACAGUCCGACUGAACCACUACGCGUCCGGCUGGGACUUCUUCAUUGGGGCCUGUGAAGUUGCUUUCUGCUUCUUCAUCCUCUACUAUGUGGUGGAGGAGGCCCUGGAGAUCCGCAUCCACAGACUCCAUUACUUCAAGAGCUUGUGGAACUGCCUUGAUGUGUUGAUCGUCAUGUUGAGCAUCCCUGCCAUCAUCAUCAGCAUCUAUAGAAAGUCCACAGUGAACGACCAGCUGAAGAACCUUCUGGAACAUCAUGACACACACCCAAGCUUUGAGCAGCUUGCCAGGCUGCAGGUUGACUUCAACAACCUUGCAGCUGUAAUUGUUUUCUUUUCUUGGAUCAAGCUCUUCAAGUUCAUCAACAUCAACAAAACGAUGAGCCAGCUGUCCACCACCAUGUCCCGCUGUGCCAAGGACAUCAUCGGCUUCGCCAUCAUGUUUUUUAUCAUCUUCAUUGCGUACGCUCAGCUCGCGUACCUUGUGUUUGGCACGCAAGUCAACGAAUUCAGCACCUUUGAGGCAUGCAUUUUCACACAGUUCUGCAUCAUUUUGGGAGACUUUGAAUUUUCCAAAAUCGAAGAGGCAAACAGGAUUUUGGGGCCCAUUUAUUUCACAACCUUUGUUUUCUUCAUCUACUUCAUCUUACUGAACAUGUUUCUGGCCAUUAUCAAUGACACGUACUCUGAGGUGAAGGCCGAUGUGGCUCAGCAGAAGUCUGAGAUGGAGCUGACCGACCUCAUCAGGAAGGGCUACAACAAGGCCAUGGUGAAACUGCGGCUGAAGAAGACCACGGUGGAUGACAUCUCGGACAGCCUUCGGCACGCCGGAGGGAGGCUGAACUUUGACGAGCUGCGUCAGGAUCUCAAAGGGAAGGGACACACUGAUGCAGAGAUCGAGGCGAUCUUUGCCAAGUAUGACCAUGAUGGCGACCAGGAACUGACUGAACACGAACAUCAGCAGAUGAGGGAUGACCUGGAGAAGGAAAGAGAAGACCUGGAGGUGGAGCGCAGCUCUCUGCCCCGCCCAGUGAGUGGGCGGAGCUUCCCUCGAAGUCAGGAUGACUCGGAGGAGGACGAUGAUGAGGACAGUGGCCACAGUUCUCGUCGCCGUGGCAGCUGUUCAGGUGGCGAGUCCUAUGAAGAACUCCAAGUCCUGGUGCGCCGAGUUGACCGUAUGGAGCACUCCAUUGGGAGCAUUGUGUCCAAGAUGGACGCUGUCAUCGUCAAGCUGGAGGCUAUGGAGAGAGCCAAGCUGAAGAGGCGGGAUGUGCUUGGCCGACUGCUGGAUGGGGUGUUGGAGGACGAGCGGACAGGGAGGGACAGUGAGGUGCACCGAGAGCUCAUGGAGCGACUGGUCCGUGAGGAGCUUGAGCGCUGGGAGUCAGACGAUGCUGUCUCGCAGGUUGGCCACCAGCUGGGUGCUCAGCUGGCCACCGGGGGGCACCCUCGGCCCCGCAGCUCCCGGCCUUCUUCCUCCCAGUCCACCGAGGGUCUGGACUCGGGAAGCAAUGGAGGAAACCACCUUUGAGACCAACCGUCCUGCUACUGACAUGGUGAUUACAGCCCCACUGUCUUACCUGCAGAAAUCAGGUUGAGACCAGGAGAAGAUAAUUUGUUCACAACCAUUGAACUUGAGGGCUGGGGGGGGACUGGAAUGAUCAGAUUGCUGUGGAUUAUAGGAC